Pieris macdunnoughi is the source of this 990-nucleotide messenger RNA. NCBI's taxonomy places the organism in Eukaryota, Metazoa, Arthropoda, Insecta, Lepidoptera, Pieridae. The record is from the annotation of a GenBank genome assembly.
AUGAAACCUCUAAUGCUGCAAGGGCACGAACGUGCAAUAACACAAAUUAAAUACAAUCGUGAAGGAGAUUUGCUAUUUUCCGCUGCAAAAGAUUCCAAGCCUAAUGUUUGGUGGUCACUUAAUGGUGAGCGCUUGGGUACUUUUAAUGGGCACGGUGGAGUGGUAUGGUGCCUUGAUGUUGAUUGGCAGAGUAUUCAUCUGAUCACUGGGGGUGGUGACAGCUCGUGCAGACUUUGGGAUCUGGAAACUGGAAAAAACAUAGCUACAAUAAAAACAAAUUCUUCAGUACGCACAUGUAACUUCAGCUACAGUGCCUACCAAGCUGCCUACAGUACUGAUAAAGCUAUGGGUCAUCCUUGCGAGGUAUUUAUCAUUGACACUAGAACUAUUGAUGAUUCAAUCUCAUCUGCAUCAUCAAUUUUAAAAUGGGAAAUCACAGACUCCAAAGUGACUUCUAUGAUUUGGGGAACACUUGAUGAGACAAUAAUUACUGGACAUGAAGCUGGUGAUUUAAUCCAAUGGGAUUUAAGAACUGGAAAGAAAAUACACUCAAUUAAAGAACACAGUCGUCAAAUAAAUGACAUGCAGCUAUCCAGAGAUGGUACUAUGUUUAUUACAGCUUCUAAGGACCAAACUGCAAAGUUAUUUGACACAAGCUCUUUAGAAUUAUUGAAAGAAUAUAAAACAGAACGUCCAGUAAACUCAGCAGCCCUUAGUCCAAUAUUAGAUCAUGUUGUGCUUGGUGGAGGUCAAGAUGCUAUGGAAGUAACAACAACCUCUACAAGACAGGGUAAAUUUGAUGCUCGCUUUUUCCAUCUUGUUUUUGAAGAAGAGUUUGGAAGAGUCAAGGGACACUUUGGGCCCAUUAACAGUUUGGCAUUCCACCCGGAUGGUCGAAGUUAUGCAUCUGGUGGAGAAGAUGGUUAUGUGCGAGUGCAGAGUUUUGACCAAGCCUAUUUCGAUUAUACUUUUGAUUAUAAUAGAGACUAA